AUGGACCACAUUUUAUCUGUCUGCCUGUUAGUUUGUAGUUUUAAGAAUGCGUUGACCCAAGUUGCAGUAGGCAGUGGAUUUGGAAAUGGCAUGAUCAAUAAUGGUAUUGGUCUAACUAAUAACUAUGCCAAUGGACUGGCAGCAAAUAAUUUAGCCAGUGGUAUUGCUCCGAAUGGAUUAUUAAAUAAUGUGGCUUAUGGCAAUAAUAUGGUCAAUAAUGUGCCAUUUAAUAAUGGUCUGGCAAAUUCAAUAGCCAAUGUUAAUGCUGCUGCCGCUGAAAACGUUGUCAAUGCUGCUAUUGCCAGUACUGCUGCUGCCAAUAAUGUUAUUAAUGCCAAUAAUGGUUUAAACAACGUGCCAUUGGCAGGAUUGCCUAUAUCUGGCGUAUCACCAUACGGAUUUGGUGAUGUAGCGAUCCGGGGUACCUUACCAGUGGAUGGCUUAACUGCAGUAUCUGGUAACGUGCCAGUGAUAGGUUUUGUCACGUUUGAAGGAACUGUGCCGGCUGGUGGUACGGUCACUCUUGCCAGCAACUGUGGUUGCAACAAUCAAGUUGUA
This is a messenger RNA of Brenthis ino (lesser marbled fritillary), 558 nucleotides long. Lineage: Eukaryota; Metazoa; Arthropoda; Insecta; Lepidoptera; Nymphalidae. The record is from the annotation of a GenBank genome assembly.